AUAGCUGGAGUUUAUUGAAUCUAACACACCUUCUUAUUGGCUGAUUUAUGGUCAUGUGGCCAUGGCUAAAUCUAAACGUCACCCAGCGGGCAACAACUGCUUCUGAAUCCAAAUGUUGCACUCUCUCCCUCUUACUGGAGGUUACUCUGACUUCUACUCUUCCUUAUACUUUACACUAAGCUCCAGCUAUACAGAAAAACACUUAAUUACUGGUCCUUUGAAAAACAGUUAGUUUUGUUUUCCUUCUUAUCUCGACUUCUUCUCGAGAAACAACGAGAUUACCAACUGUUUCCCUCAGUACCACUAAUCAUAGUUAGUAGAGUCUCCUCCACUAACUAUGCACUAAUUAUACGUGUGUGAUAUGCCGGCCUGCGUGCAGCUCAGCCAGGAGGUUGCAUCAUCCGUAACAUUGAAUCUACAUGGACUACAUGGGAGACAUAAAGACCCGUUGAGCACUAUAGCCAGGGGUAACUGAUUUUCAUUUCUGUCAAUUCUAGACUGCGUUUUAAAGUGACACCACAUGGGAAUAUUAAGCUUGAGCACAUGUACCGGCCACUGGGGGCAAGUUACGCGGCGUGUUAAAAACUUACCGCGAGCAUUUCCUGUAGCGUUGCAACUAAAAGUUGACUUUGGACUUGUUCCAUUAAUUCAGCUCUUUGAGCGCCAUUCAUUCCCCCCGAGGAACUCGAGGAUGACGGUGAAGAAAAGCCAAAAUCCGACAUACUUCUUCCGAAGAUCGAGAAAGGAGACAAGACCAAUUUGACGCCCGCAAUGUCAUCAAAUGAGCGGUCAGUGGUUUUACUUGGCCCAGUCCUCGCUCUUUUUCCGGGUUGCCCCGUUUGGGCAUCUUUCAAAAUGGCGGGCCGCCACAGUAUUGUGGAGUAUUUCGGCGAUUCUGGAGGUCACCGUUGUGGCUAUUGUAAAAGUAGUAGCACCAACCAAUCGCAUGGCAUGUGGGCACAUACCAUGACUUGCUUGGACUAUCAAGACCUUUUUGACAGAGGGUGGAGAAGGAGUGGUAAAUAUGUGUACAAGCCAACUAUGAAAACAACAUGUUGUCCAGCCUACACAAUCAAGUAUGUUUUAGAUAUCUAAUAUAUCAAACAUUUGGCUGGUAAACUCAAUCAAGGAAGACCAGAUGGCCUGAUUGGAAGCACAUUGAGCUCUGGAUCAAGCCAUCCAGGCUUGGGCACUGCCUGGCCACCUUUUCUU
Orbicella faveolata is the source of this 1212-nucleotide messenger RNA. Its product is annotated as arginyl-tRNA--protein transferase 1-like. Lineage: Eukaryota; Metazoa; Cnidaria; Anthozoa; Scleractinia; Merulinidae. Gene Ontology annotation, molecular function: arginyl-tRNA--protein transferase activity. Gene Ontology annotation, biological process: protein arginylation. Gene Ontology annotation, cellular component: cytoplasm. The record is from RefSeq and is a predicted model, not a curated record.